Molecule: messenger RNA, 420 nt
Organism: Debaryomyces hansenii CBS767
Lineage: Eukaryota; Fungi; Ascomycota; Pichiomycetes; Serinales; Debaryomycetaceae
Product: DEHA2D08360p
Exons: 1
Coding region: 1-420 (139 amino acids)
Source: RefSeq, a predicted model, not a curated record
AUGCUCACUUUCUUUCCGCUCUAUAUAUAUCGCAAUAUAAAAGCCUCGACAAUUAUAAUAAUAGCCAUAUAUCUACUCGAUAUAUUGCAUUAUAUAAGGAAUAUUUUUUAUAAUAUGGUCUACCUAUUUAAAAAGAAAGAAACAAGUACGGAUGCGUUAAAAAAUUUAUUUUUGCUAGAUAUCAUAGAAUACGAAACGGAUAAAGACAUUAAAGCUUUUCUAUUCAAUAAUAUAUGCCAUUCUUAUAUAAUUUUAAACAAAGGCGGUAAAGCAAUCUUUAAACUCUAUAGGGAAGACUAUAAAAAGCAUUGCAUAAUAGGCUUAGAUAAAAUAUUUCAAGAAGCAUAUGACUCAGAUUUUAGAAUUGAUGAAAUAAACGAACAUAUGAAAUUAUCUGACCAUAAAAAAUGUCUAGAAUAA